UUUCUGGGCCUGGCCUGCCAGCCACAGACUCAGAGUGCAGGAGGGAGAGGCCGGUGGCACCAGGGUUGUGGGCCUGGCAGCAGCUGGAGCUCCAGGGCCCUACAGGGUAAGUUUGCCACCUUUAUUACCCGUCGGACCUCUAUUGGACAUCGGCCGACUGCAACAUAGGGUAGGGAGAGAGUGGCGGCUGGGGCUCUUAUAAGCUAGAAGGAAAGUAGAGAACGACCUCUCCUGUACAGGCUGCAAGACGCAGCAGGUUCUGCAUUCAAUUCUGUCCUAAGUGUGCCGAGUUGGCUGCAAUCAAAGGCUUCAAGGAUUCUGAACUGGGAGUGAUACAUGCUUUGUUAAGGACCCGAGUUUUCUCCUGUACGACUCCAGACUGGAAAGACAUACAUUUUAAAGGUCUCAGCAUUCAACUCAGGACUCCCUCUUAAGGCUUUCCCCCAACCCAUGGCGCUACCUGGUUCCUCACAGGCCCAGGCCUGGGACCUGGAGCCUCCCACUCCUACUACCGAGACCUCCUCGUCUUCCGGACUCCAAGAGCAGGAAGCAGCCGGGAGCCCCGUGGUAUCCGGGGGGCUUCCCUUGGAAAAGGUGAAGCGGCCCAUGAACGCGUUCAUGGUGUGGAGCUCCGCUCAGCGCCGCCAGAUGGCGCAGCAGAACCCCAAGAUGCACAACUCAGAGAUCUCCAAGCGCCUGGGCGCUCAGUGGAAGCUGCUGGGCGAAGAGGAGAAGCGGCCCUUUGUGGAGGAAGCCAAGCGGCUGCGCGCCCGGCAUCUGCGCGACUAUCCCGAUUACAAGUAUCGGCCGCGGCGGAAAACCAAGAGCUCUGGCGCCGGGCCUGCCCACUUCAGUCACGGAGGCGGCGCUCUGGCCUGCUCGGGGCCGCUCUGGGGGCCAGGAUAUACAACCACCCAAGGAAGCAGAGGCUUUGGGUACCAGCCCCCUAACUACUCGACAUCCUACCUACCCGGCAACUAUGGCUCUUCUCACUGUAGACCGGAGGCCCCAUCGCCGUGCUCCCCUCAGAGUGACCCUAGGUUCCAGGGGGAGCUUCUACCCCCAUCUAGCCCCUACCUACCCCCAGGGUCUUCUGCUCCCUACAAUCCUGGUGCCCCCAUGCCCCUAGCACACCUCUAACCAGCAAGGACUGUUCCCUUUAUCCCACCCAGAACCACCCCCAACCCCAGGCUGAAAAUUCUUUCCUGUGUUGGACCACAGUUCAGAGCCCUGCAGUUCUCCCAAGAAGCCAGGGCCAGCGAAACUACUAUGUAACACAAUUUUGUAUGAUGAAA
Molecule: messenger RNA, 1295 nt
Organism: Heterocephalus glaber (naked mole-rat)
Lineage: Eukaryota; Metazoa; Chordata; Mammalia; Rodentia; Bathyergidae
Gene: Sox15
Product: SRY-box transcription factor 15
Biological process (GO): brain development; positive regulation of transcription by RNA polymerase II; neuron differentiation
Cellular component (GO): nucleus
Molecular function (GO): DNA-binding transcription activator activity, RNA polymerase II-specific; RNA polymerase II cis-regulatory region sequence-specific DNA binding
Source: RefSeq, a predicted model, not a curated record